Molecule: messenger RNA, 939 nt
Organism: Aspergillus puulaauensis
Lineage: Eukaryota; Fungi; Ascomycota; Eurotiomycetes; Eurotiales; Aspergillaceae
Exons: 2
Coding region: 1-939 (312 amino acids)
Source: RefSeq, a predicted model, not a curated record
AUGUCACACAAAGUGAAGGCUAGCGAAUUCGUCACUUCGAUGCUACCACUGUAUCGUGCGCCUGAUAUUGUGAUCCAGAUCCAAGGCACACAAUACUUAGAACCCAAAGCCCUUCUUUGCCGCUUUUCUCGCUAUAUCGCAACUGCUUUUGGGGAACAAACGGAACCUUCGGACGCAGAAAACUCGGAACCUCCGAAGGUGGAAAAGCCCAAUUCUUCCAAAGGGGCAAGGUUCAAGUUCUUCAAGGGCGAGAAACACGGAUCUUCUAAGGAGGUGAACCGUGAAUCCCCCAAGGAGCAAAAUUCCGAAAAGGAAGCCCGUGAAUACUCGUCCCCGUUGGUGGAUGAGCCUCCCCCUUACUAUUCCACAACGGAGCCGGUAGUGCUGAAUAGUCUGACGACAUGGGGUUUCGAAAUGGUUCUGCAAUGGCUUUACACUGGCUGCUUUACCAUCCACGGUGGGGACCGGCACUGGGUAUCCUCGCUGAUUGAAGUAGCAAGGUGUUCUGACCUACUCCAGAUAGCCGAGCUUGAUGCGCUUAUCAUUGAGAAGGCGAAACCUUUAUUUUCUGGGAGUAUGGCAAGCCCUGCACCACUAGUAGGUCAACACAUUUAUGAAGCAGCGCGGUUGCCGAAGAGGCAUGCUAUGCGUUGUCUAAUUGCCAAUGCCCUCGUUAGCAAUAUUAUAAGGGAUACUCCCUUCGAGCUCUCAAAGGAGAUCCGCGAAACACCAGAGUUUGAAGAGGAGUUCCUGGAGCAGUUGAAGGUCACCCUGGCCACUGCGAACUGUAAGAGGGAACCCGGAAACUGCUAUGCUUACGAAAACAAUAUUGUCGACCCUAUAAGUGGGUAUCAGAUUUCCUUCAACCCGUUGGAAAUACUCCAGGAUGCUGAGAAGGGGUACUUUGUUGGAUAUGCGCGUCAUCAGAUGUCCAAGUGA